UGCAUCUGGCACGCAUGCGCAGUGCCCACCGAGUCAUUUCCUGUCAAGAUGGCGCUGAGCAGAGGAGCAGGGCUGUGGAGGACAUGCAGCAGGUUGUUAGCUAGACAGCCGCUCCUGUUCCCCGCUGCUGUCCGAGCACAGAGCUCUGUGAGCGGGGACCUGGUGCCGCGGACGUCCCUGUCCAGGCCGCCGUGGCCGGAGCUGGUCCCGGUCCCGGAGGAGGAGGAGCGGAGCCGACACGCCGCGGUGGUCAGCACCGUGAACCAGAGGAUCAGCCAGCAGGACUUCGGCCGGCUGUUCGCCGUCGUGCACUUUGCUGGCCGCCAGUGGAAGGUCACCAGCGAGGACCUGAUCCUGAUCGAGAACCACAUCGAGGCGGAGUGCGGGGAGCGGAUCCGGAUGGAGAAGGUGCUGCUGGUCGGCGCGGAGGACUUCACCCUGAUCGGAAGGCCUCUGCUGGGGAAGGAGCUGGUCCGGGUCGAGGCCACCGUGAUCGAGAAGACCGAGUCCUGGCCCAAAGUCUACAUGAGGUUCUGGAAGAGACACCGGUACCAGCACAAGAGGAUGAUCAUCCAGCCGCAGAUGGUGCUGCGGAUCAACAGCAUCGAGCUGGCCCCCAGACUGACAUGAUGAUGAUGAUGAUGAUGAAGAUGAUGAUGAUGAUGAUGAGGAGACAGACUGAGGACUUUCUGUCUGGAUGUAAACAAACAUCUGCAGACACCAGCUGACUGUGACUGCUGUAAAUAAAUCCAUCUUUUUCAACAGAUGGCUGAUAGUUAAAAGUUUCUGUUUCACCAUGAGUUGUUUUUUUUGAGAAUUAAAAAGGUUUUAAAGCCUAAACUUGAA
Molecule: messenger RNA, 846 nt
Organism: Acanthopagrus latus (yellowfin seabream)
Lineage: Eukaryota; Metazoa; Chordata; Actinopteri; Spariformes; Sparidae
Gene: mrpl21
Product: mitochondrial ribosomal protein L21
Exons: 1
Coding region: 49-630 (193 amino acids)
Cellular component (GO): mitochondrial large ribosomal subunit; ribosome
Molecular function (GO): structural constituent of ribosome
Source: RefSeq, a predicted model, not a curated record